Molecule: messenger RNA, 2274 nt
Organism: Lethenteron reissneri (Far Eastern brook lamprey)
Lineage: Eukaryota; Metazoa; Chordata; Hyperoartia; Petromyzontiformes; Petromyzontidae
Product: melanocortin receptor 5-like
Biological process (GO): G protein-coupled receptor signaling pathway
Cellular component (GO): membrane
Molecular function (GO): melanocortin receptor activity
Source: RefSeq, a predicted model, not a curated record
ACGUGACACCCGUGUUAUGCGGGGUCCCCGUGUGGGCUUCUCUAUCUUUCUCCAACCCUCCCGCAUUCACAUCGCCACCUCUGUCCGUCGCUCUACGAAUCCUCGCUCCGUCGCUGGGUAGAGAUUCAGGGACGCCAGGGAGAGGCUUCUUCAAGACCUGUGAACUCACCACCAACACCACCAACUAGAACAGCAACCCACACAACAACAAUCACCAACAACAUUCUCAAGUUCCAGCGUGGAACAAGCCUCCAACCCACCACCCUUAUAACCACCACCAGCAACAACCACCACAACACCAACAGCCAACGAUCAUAUUCUAUUCUUUGGGUCUUUCGGUAAAGCCACGUAGAUCAUCGUCAACAACAGCAUUCUUCAUUUCUACCGAACAAGCCUCCAUCAAACCACGACCACAACAAAUACCUCAUUCACACCACCACCAACAAUAACGAAACAACGACCACACAAUUCUGCAAUUCCCAGCGUGGAGAACGCGCGCACCCACCGCGCCACCAUGAACCUCUCCGAGGCGCUGUUCCCGAACCCGUUUGUCGGGACCUCGGGUCCAGACGACAACGGGACCGCGUCGGCCUCCGCGAACCGCACCCGCUUCAGCCCGUGCCACAACUUCUCCAUCCCCACCGAGGUGUUCCUCGCGCUCGGCAUCGUGAGCCUCGUCGAGAACGCGCUCGUCAUCGCGGCCAUCGCGCGCAACCGCAACAUGCACUCGCCCAUGUACUGCUUCAUCUGCAGCCUGGCCGUGGCCGACCUCCUCGUGUGCCUCUCCAACGCGUGGGAGACAAUCGCCAUCGCGCUCGUGCACGGCCGCCACGUGCACAUCCCCGCGCGCAUCCUGCAGCACGUGGACAACGUCUUCGACUCGUUCAUCUGCAUCUCGGUGGUGGCCUCCAUGUGCAACCUGCUCGCCAUCGCCGUCGACCGCUACGUGACCAUCUUCUACGCGCUGCAGUACCACUCGAUCGUGACGAUGCGACGCGCCGCCGUGGUCAUCGCGUGCGUGUGGGCGGCGUGCGUCGUGAGCGGCACGCUCUUCAUCACCUACUGGGACCACCGGACGGUCAUCGUGUGUCUCAUCGCGCUCUUCGUCACCAUGCUCGUGCUCAUGGCGUCGCUCUACGCUCACAUGUUCGCGCUGGCGCGCUCGCACGCCCAGCGCAUCUCCGCCCAGCCGCGCAGCUCCCGGCAAGGACAACAGAACGGCGCCGCCAGCCUCAAAGGCGCCGUGACGCUCAGCAUCCUGCUCGGAGUGUUCGUCUUCUGCUGGGCGCCCUUCUUCCUGCACCUCACCUUCAUCAUCAGCUGUCCCGCCAACCCCUACUGCUGCGCGUACAUCGCCUACUUCCCGCUCUACCUGCUGCUCAUCAUGAUCAACUCCGUCAUCGACCCGCUCAUCUACGCCUUCCGGAGUCCCGAGUUGAGAGUCAUCAUCCGCGACACGCUGCGUAAAUGCGGCCGUGGCCGCGGCCGCGGCGCCAAUGGCACCAGGGGCUCCAGCUGCUGCUGCGUCCAAGUCCGCUGAGGGCGCGACCCGGGCGCGAACCCCACAUUUGGUCCGCCUACGGGAUGUAAGCUGAGUGAACUUACCCCGGGCAUGGCAGUGGUGUUGGCGGCGGCGGCGGCGCGAACUUCGCGAGCCAGCGCCGUGGAGCCAAGGGGCUGGUGGAUUACAUGAAGAGAUUUGGGCUCCGAGGUGGACGGCAGAUGGCGGUACAGCAUGUGUGGUUCGUGAACCCGUUUGUGCGGACCUUUGGGUGUUAUCCCCUCGCAUGCGAGGUGGGUUUUCUUGGGGUACUCCGGUUUAUUCCUACGUGAAGCAAACCCACCCUUUAUUUACAAAGUGGUCAAAAAUCUCAUGAAGCAGGCCCUCUUUAAAGCAUACUGAGCCUCGGCCAGGCUUUGUUCGAUAAAUGUUGUAGUUAUUGUGUGUGGAACCGGCUCAUGCACGUGGAAACAGAUCGGGGCUGGGAGGCAAUUCCGAUCUCUUUCCCUUCAAGUUUGGGACACGAGAUAAAAGAUCAUCAUUCCUCAAUCAUGGGCUUCUAUUGCUAAUGGCCCCAACCACUUUCGAGUUCCACGCACCUGGUCCAGUCAUCGCCAUCCUCUUCAACCCCCCCAUUAUACAGGGGAUGAUCAUCAUCAAUCAUUUUUAAUUCGGAUAUAUAAAUGUAUUAUGAGGCAAAACGCCCCCAACGCGUUCUAGAACAUUGUUAGGCAGAGGUGGGGAAAUUCCACGGUCUUUUGGCGGGUCCAAGU